AAGAAGGCUGAGAGUGAGAAAGAGAGGAAUCUGAAGAAUAACAAGGUUCAGUUAGGCGAUCCUGGUUUAUGAUCGAAACCACCAUUGACACUGAGAUCUUGUUGGAUUAACUAGUGCUUUCAAGGGUAAAUCGAGGAGAAUUCCCAGGAUAUGGGCUUAUGGACGUUGCUGGAAGGCUUUCUACUUCUUGCAAAUGCAUUGGCAAUACUGAAUGAAGACAGGUUCCUUGCCCCUAGAGGGUGGAGCUUCUCAGAGGUCUCAGGAGACGGCACAAAAUCACUCAGGGUGCAGCUUAUGGGGUUAAUCUAUGCAACCCAGUACUUGAGAUUGCCCCUUAUAGCUUUAAAUACCAUCACCAUCAUUAUAAAGUUGGUAUCGGGGUGAGAACCAAAAAGGGAGAUGAAUACCCAUUAGCAUGUUAUUAGCGUCUAGCCUCCUUUUCAUUUGAGGGGUCUCUUGUUUGAAUUUUAGUAGGAAAAUGAUUUCAAAUGUAUUUUGUUUGGCAAAUUUAAAAUAAUAAUAAUAAUUUGAAGAUUUGGAAA
Molecule: messenger RNA, 542 nt
Organism: Nelumbo nucifera (sacred lotus)
Lineage: Eukaryota; Viridiplantae; Streptophyta; Magnoliopsida; Proteales; Nelumbonaceae
Biological process (GO): endoplasmic reticulum to Golgi vesicle-mediated transport
Cellular component (GO): endoplasmic reticulum membrane; Golgi membrane; COPII-coated ER to Golgi transport vesicle
Source: RefSeq, a predicted model, not a curated record